Molecule: messenger RNA, 938 nt
Organism: Xiphophorus maculatus (southern platyfish)
Lineage: Eukaryota; Metazoa; Chordata; Actinopteri; Cyprinodontiformes; Poeciliidae
Gene: tm2d1
Product: TM2 domain containing 1
Exons: 8
Coding region: 98-742 (214 amino acids)
Source: RefSeq, a predicted model, not a curated record
GAACCAUCACCAGGCUGAACAGCUGCCUGCCUACAUGCGCAUGCGCACUGCGAGUCUGACAGUUUCUGUGUUCAGGUGGUAAAUCUGCAGAGCUCCGAUGGCCCCCCGUCCUCAGGACCCUGAAGGCAACACGCCGUCACGUGAUGGUUGGCUCAUCAUGGCGGUUCCCUUCGGACGGUUGCUACUCUUGACGCUCCUGCUGUUCUGCUGCGGUUCUGGUUCUGGUCUCAAAGCGACUGAGGCUGAAGAGGCGGAGGACUGCCGACACCUGAGGCUGGGACAGUAUCUGUGCAGAGACCCGAAGAUCGAUGAAUCCACGCAGGAACCGGAGAACUGCCGGCAUGGCGUGGCGUUCGUGGACUGUCUGCCCGCUCCAAACGUCACCUGCCGGCUGUCCAACGGAACCGAGGUCCGGUUCAGUGGAGACGAGGUCGGCUUCAACAGAACAGUCGCCUGCAGGAACGUGACCGGAUAUUCCUACAAGGUUGCCGUGGCGCUGUCUCUGUUCCUGGGCUGGCUGGGAGCGGACCGGUUCUACCUGGGAUACCCGGCCCUCGGUCUGCUGAAGUUCUGCACCGUGGGAUUCUGUGGGAUCGGGACUCUGAUCGACUUCAUCCUGAUCGCCAUGCAGAUGGUGGGCCCGGCGGAUGGGUCCAGUUACAUCGUGGAUUUCUACGGCGCCCGGCUGACCCGGCUCUCCAUCACCAACGAGACGUUCAGGAAGCCUCACCUGGCGCUCUGAUCGCAGCCGGACCGGGCCGCGCAGCCUUCGGGUGAAAGAGGAGCAAUUGCGUCUUCAUCACCCGUCACAUUCCUGGAGGACCGAUCCGGGUGUCCCCUCCAUGUCCUCCAUGUCCCCUCCAUGUCCUCCAUGUCCCUAUUCAGAAGUUUUUCUGCUGUUUAAGUUAUUAAAUUUGAAAUAAAUCAUUCUGAGUUGA